This is a messenger RNA of Dothidotthia symphoricarpi CBS 119687, 4832 nucleotides long. RefSeq lists its product as uncharacterized. The record is from RefSeq and is a predicted model, not a curated record. The transcript has a single exon. Bases 201 to 4832 code for a protein of 1543 amino acids. Gene Ontology annotation, molecular function: guanyl-nucleotide exchange factor activity. Lineage: Eukaryota; Fungi; Ascomycota; Dothideomycetes; Pleosporales; Dothidotthiaceae.
GUCGCUGUUGCUGUUGUUUACCCACCAGCCACCGCCUCGACUCGCCCUCCCGCAUGGCCUCAUAAACACAACAGUCGCUUCCCGUGUCCCUCGCCGCGUCCCUCGCCGUUGCGCUGUGCCAAUGCGCCUACGACUCGGCCCUCUCUAAUCCGACUGCACUCUAAUUCACCUCCGUCACUCGUUUGCGCGCAUCUGCCGCCAUGGCCAUAAUCAAUCCCGAGCCCGCCGCCCUCUCCGCCGACGACCUGUCGCUGUUCUACACCACCGACGAGCUGCUCUCCAACUCGCCCGUGCUAAUCUUCUACGGGCCGACUGCCACGUCCACCCAGGCCACACACUCGCGCAUCCAGGCCCACGUCUUCACCCCAGCCGGCCUCCAGAACUUCGCGCGUCUCAUCAUAUCGCCGACAGCCGCCUUCUACAACGCCGUCACAUGUCUGCCCCGGGAGGAACAGGGCGACGAGAUCUGCCGCGGCCUGGCCUUUAGUCUGUUCAAGUACUUUGUCGAGCUCCCCCUCGAGAUUAAAGAUGCCUGGGAGAAGCGAUACAGCACCCUGGGCCACCUGCCCUCGGCGCCGCAGCUCUUCUCCGAGUCGCACGCAGCCAUUCUUGCCGCCAAGAUGGUCAAGGUCGAGAACAUUGCAGAUGUAAUCGUGGAUGUACGGCAUGCGCUGGGAGAACAGACAUUGUCGUGGCUGGAUCUGGACGUGGUUCUGCCACAGGGGAGCAUCAAGAAGUUCAACUCGCGAGAGUCAGGCCUGUUCGACGAGUCGGAAGAUGAGCUACUGCAGCAACGAUUUGGCCAGUAUGCGCCCGUCAUGAAACUGUUCGGGGAAACCGCCUUCCUCCCCACAUCGAAGCUCCGCCGCGCACCAUCGAAACCCACCGCCCUCAAUCGACUACAGACUUUCUCGCGGAAACAGAAGGAGACGCUGCGACGCGAAAUGUGCGAGCUGUUGGACACGGAGGAGAAUUACGUCAACAAGCUCCACGACCUGGUCAACAACGUGGCAGUCGAAUUCCGCAAGAAAGCAAAGAACAAGUCAUCCUCGAGCACAAGCCCAAAUGAGCAGACACUGAAGGGCCUCUUUCCUCCGAGUCUCGACAACAUCCUCGAGGUCAACUCUCAGUUUUUGGAAGUCAUGCGCGUCAUCCUGGAAGAGACGGAGAACGGAGCGAUACAAGACAUCGAAGAAGCCACAGACGAUGUGUUCAUUGCUCCAUUGAGAGGAACAAAAGACCCACCAGACGUUACUGGAGCUCUGGCAGUAGCAAAAACCCUUGUCGAGUGGUUGCCCCAAUUCGGCGAUUGCUACACUGACUACAUGGCUGCACAUGGCGACUUCUCACAGCUGCUGAAGACAUUCACCAAAGACACUACCUCAAGCUUCUCGAAGAGAGUCUAUGACACGGGGGAGCAGCGACUGAUGUCUUUGCUGAUCGAGCCUGUUCAGCGUCUGCCACGUUAUAAUCUGUACAUCGAUAACAUCGUCAAACAACUGCCUGCAAGACAUCCUGCGAUUAGGAGUUUCCUCAAAGCGAGAGAUAUCGUUUCUGAGAUCUGCUCAAGAGAAGGACCGUCGGCUCAGCAGAUCAGGGUGUUGGAUCGCCUGCGCAAGAUGGUGGCUGCAUGGCCAUCAACCUUCAACCCGCGAGGCAGACUCAUCACCGCUAUCGACCUUGUGGAACUUUCUGCGCCUUACCAUGGAGAUCUUGCCGGGCCAUCAACCGUCUCUGGAAUCCUUGUUCUCUUCACAGACUUUGUGGUUUUCGUGCGCAAGCCAGAUGUAUCCACAACUACUGCUCGCAGUUUACUGGCGGACUUAGACAAUCCCAAGUUCGCCGAGUCCUUUGACGGUUCUAUAGAGCUCAUCUUCCACCAACACGUGAAACUCUGCGACAUCGUAGCGAGUGAGCACUCGGAGGGGAGCAUUCUCCAGACAUUGUCUCCCAUACCUUCAGCUAGCCAAGCAGGAAGACCACGAAGCCGCGACCGACAAUGUAUUGGUAUUCGCAUGUUCUACUUACAGGGCGCAUAUGAAGGCAAGGCGCAGAAAUUUGUUGAGGAGCUCACCAAAGCUAGAGUGGAAGGUCGAUUCCCCGAAGCCGAACGAGAAAGUUACAAGUGGGAAGUACGGAGCCUGCCAGGCGAUCUCAGCUUCUUCUCUUCCGUUUCCGAGGAGAUUGGAACACAAUCGGUAGAAGGACGAAAUGAGCCAGCAAAAGUACAGGUCCUUGUGGAAACAGCAAAUUUCGCGCAACCCGUUGUUGUGGGCGAUCAGGGCAUCGAAGUAACUAUUGCGAUCACAAUCCUCGGAGAUGGUUUCUUCCUAUUGGACACGACUGGUCUCAAUGGUUACGCAGCGCGAGACAAAUUGACCAGCGUCGAGUUUCUACCUGUACUGACAAAACGACUGACGAAUUACUUCCAACUGCGCAACAACGUCAAGAAUGCCGCACUGUCUGAAGCCUACCUUUUCCGGAACCACCAAAUCCUCAAGUCACUCAACGUCCAGUUCAAUCAAGUCGAAGAUACACAAUACAGCAAGAGUCGCCCGAACUCUCCCGUCAAGAUGCUCUCCGGUUUCUUUAACGGCAGCAUAGGCAGAGAAGGUGGUUCUCGCAGCAGACUACACCGCAGUCCGCAUACUUUGGGUGAUAUCCCACGGAUGCCGCCUCCUUCUCAGCCUGCGUCAGCACGUCCUCACAGUCAUGAUGGCGAGCUCUCUCGACCCACGUCAUCCAGUAGAAGCUUGAACUUCGGUGCCAAUGGCCACACGACCGAUUCACUCACAAAGCUGGAAGAAUCCUUGUCGAACAUGACUAUGGCCCUACUUGCUCGAAAGGGCAACAUUGUCGGUCGCUCAGUCCGCGCAAGGGCUGUUGCGGACGAGCUUGCAGUCAAUGAGCUGUACAACUCACUCUUGGAGAACUCUUCGAAUCUCGACCUCGCCUCACAGUCGUCUGUUGACGUCCUUUUUGCUACGUUUGAGAAGUUCCUCAGCGUGGCCUGGAAGGAGAGGAUGGGCCCUGUACUUUCGCACGCCAUGUUUGUAUCGCUGCAAAUGAGGUCAGACAGCAUGCACCCUGAUGAGUUUGAAGAGUUCUUCCGAGGAACAUUUUUUGAGCUUGCACCACACAACCAACGUGCACUUCGAGCUAUUGUCGGCCUUCUAGCCGAGUUGCUGGAUGGUACCAGCAACGAUGGAGACCGGGGUGUUUUGACAGCAGCAUUUGCUGAGAUGUUGGUACCAGCCGGGAACGCCAACGACUUCAUCUCUUUGAUGGACCGACUAGUCCAAGACAUCGACAUCCUCUUCCCAGCUGAAAUCGCUGAAUUCAGUACUCCCAUCUACGGCUCCAUCGAUUCCAAGAGUCGCCACGCUGCCGGUGGCUCGGUCAGUUCCAACACAUCCUUGAGGAAACGCCUCGGGUUCAACACUGUCACUAGAGAGAACAGCAAGUCGGAGAAGGUCGAUAACGAGUCCAAGGUUGGUUCGUUGUGGCGUUCGCUGAGCAAGAACACCUACGUAGCAGAAAACCAGCCUCCCAGCUUGGCUAAAGCCGGGUAUGCUUCGUUUGGCCGUUCUAACUCUAUCGACACUGGCCACAUCUCCCCCAAGCGUCCAUCGUCCCGUGACCGUCCUACCGUUUUAGGGACGUUCAGCUUCGAGAAUGGGAAUGCGAAUGGGAAUGGCAGUGGCAAUGGGAACGGAAACGCUCCUCCUAGCCGGUCGUUGUUGGGUGCUCUUGGAACAAUCGGAGAGGUACCGCCCACUGCUGGGCCUCCCCGCAAGAAGCGUCGCUCUUCAUUGGGUGAUCUCAGGACGUUGCAGACUGCUGACGAUGUGCCCUCGUGGUCUUCGCAGGCACCUCCUAGACCUGACUCUGCAAUGCAGAACAACCGACGGAUAAGCGCGUCGCCACCACCACCACCACAAACUCCAUCGCGUGGCACGCCCUCGCCUCUCAAACACUCCUCUAUCCCUGCACCCACACGCUUGGGCUCGCCCUUCCGCAAGGAGAAUUCGCCCGCGCCCCCAAGUGCUCGCGAGCGCGCCAACAGCCUACGACCAAAGUCCGUCGCUGCCAGAUAUGACACCAGGGACGAAGUAACCAUCAAAUCCAACACGCCCAGAAAGAAGCGAACCGAGUCCAUAACCAGCAUCCCCAUUCUCAAACCCACCCCGGAACUCGGCCUAUCCGAACGUCCCGGCUCCGGAAACGCCGUGAAAAUCCCCCCUUCCUCACCCCGCUCCCCCAUAAAAGUAGGCCCUCCCUCGGCCCUCUCCCCCAAAAAACUCCGAAUGCAAUCCCCCCAGAAACUGCGCGAGCGCCUGCAAAUCCAACAACGCGACAUCGAAUCCGCGUCGCAGGACCUGCAGAGCGAACUCAGCGCAAUCACCCACGACCUAGCCACCAAGCCCGAUCCCCGCCUCUCAACAGAAAGCCUCACCCUCGCCCCCACCAGCGCAAAAACCCUCGAACUCCGCAUCGCCGCCCUGGAAAAACAGGUCAAAAAUACCCUCGACUCGCUCUCCUCCCGCGCCGCGACUAUCGCCCAGGACGUCGGCACCUCGCUGCAGGUCUCCGAGGCUCGCGCCAAACACCUCGAUCAGCUGUAUCGCGAUAUGAAUGCGGAGAAUGAGGCGCUGUAUGCGCGGUUUAAUGAGGAGUUGGAGAGGGUUACGUCGAGUGCGAGGAAGGGGCGGGCGGGCGAGGAGGCGGAGAGGAGGUUGAGGGCUAGUGAGGAGGAGGCGGUUAGGUUGAGGAAGGAGAAUGCGAGAUUGAGAAGGGAGGUUGCGGGACUGAAGGCGCAGAUUAGGGAGUAG